AUGGUUGAUUCUCAAAGGUUCAAACUCACCGAGAGCUGUCGCUGCCAACCAACAUUAAAACUACCACCUCUUCUGAAUUUUAAAGCGUUUGUCCAGCACCGCUACUUCGAAUUUCAAUUUCAUCCUCUUUGCAGCAUUUCUUUCACUAUCAAAUCAAAGUCUGGAUCUGUUUACAAAGAGUCCUUCGUUGCUUCCCCCACCAUAUGCCACCCAGAUAAUCUCGUAGACCUCACUGACAUGUCAUCGGCAGUCCCUAGGAACCAACGACCACGCGAUAACCUCCUAAAUAUUCUCAACCACGGAUACAGAGUAAACAAAUCCAACACCUCACCCUAUUGA
Messenger RNA from Botrytis fragariae, 339 nucleotides. RefSeq lists its product as uncharacterized. Lineage: Eukaryota; Fungi; Ascomycota; Leotiomycetes; Helotiales; Sclerotiniaceae. The record is from RefSeq and is a predicted model, not a curated record. The coding region runs from base 1 to 339 and encodes 112 amino acids. The transcript is spliced from 3 exons.